AUGCUCCUCCCGUCUGUCCUUCUUGACUCGAGAAAAGGGUAUAAGCACGGUCGGGGAUACGUGCGGAGGAUUUAGUCAUACCUGGAGUUCUCUUUUAAAGACUUAAGUUACGUUCAUUUCAUUAUUACAGUGAGAUGCCCGUUAUUUUGGAACCGAAAGGACAGAUACUAUAACGUUAAAUACUCAAAGCGGACUUUUCUUCUCACCCAAGAAUAGGUAACCUUAGUCUGUUAUAAAGUGGAUAUAGCGAGCGGUCGCUACCGGUGUUUCCAUCUUAAAGAACAAAAAUAUACAGACUGGUUUGGAAGCAGUAAAGCCCUCGUAACAAUAGGUGCUACCUAUGUUGCUUUGAAAGUGAAAACAACGGACUGUUUUUUGCUGAUCGAGUUUUAAGAUGGAUUUGAAGCUGCUUUUGAUAUCAACAUUAUCAUUACUCAUCUGUCACGGCCAUGCCCAGCAAGAGGGGAGUUACUGCAUCAAAGCCAACGCAAAGUCCUGUGGAGAAUGCAUUCAGGUGGGGGAGAAAUGUGGAUGGUGCACGGAUCCCGAUUUCCUGAAGCAGGGGGAGCCCACAUCGGCACGCUGUGAUGAGCUUGAGUCGCUGCGGAAGAAGGGCUGUAAUGUGGUGGACAUCGAGAAUCCCCGCGGCAGCUUGACAAUAAACAGAGACAAACCAGUCACCGACCGAAAGGACACAUCAGAGAAGGUCAAACCCGAGGACAUCACUCAGAUCCAGCCCCAGAAGAUCACCCUCAACCUCCGAUCUGGUGAGGCUCAGGCCUUUAACCUGAAGUUCAAGAGGGCAGAGGACUACCCCAUUGACCUGUACUACCUCAUGGACCUCUCCUACUCCAUGAAGGACGAUCUGGAGAAUGUUAAAAACCUGGGAACGGAUCUGAUGCGAGAGAUGAAAAAGAUCACGUCCGAUUUCAGGAUAGGCUUCGGGUCGUUUGUGGAGAAGACGGUCAUGCCCUACAUCAGCACCACCCCGGCCAAGCUGCUCAACCCCUGCACCAGCGACCAGAACUGCACCAGCCCCUUCAGCUACAAGAACGUGCUGAAGCUCACCAGCGAUGGGCAGCAGUUCAACCGGCUGGUCAGCCAGCAGCAGAUCUCCGGGAACCUGGACUCCCCCGAGGGCGGUUUUGACGCCAUUAUGCAAGUGGCCGUGUGUGGGAAUCACAUUGGCUGGAGAAAUGUGACCCGCCUCCUGGUUUUCUCAACCGAUGCUGGCUUCCACUUCGCUGGAGACGGCAAACUAGGGGGGAUCGUGCUGCCCAACGAUGGGAAGUGUCAUUUGGAGAACAACAUGUACACCAUGAGUCACUACUACGACUACCCUUCAAUCGCCCAUCUGGUUCAGAAACUGAGUGACAACAACAUUCAGACAAUCUUUGCAGUCACCAACGAUUUCCAGGCCGUUUACAAGGAACUGAAGAAUCUGAUCCCCAAGUCUGCAGUGGGGACCCUUUCCUCAAACUCCAGCAAUGUGAUUAACCUGAUCAUUGAAGCAUACAAUUCUCUGUCGUCAGAGGUGAUCCUGGAGAACAGCAAGCUUCCAGAGGGGGUGUCCAUGACGUACCAGUCCCACUGCAAGAACGGCGUGAUCGGAGAGGGGGAAAACGGCAGGAAGUGUUCCAACAUCUCCAUCGGAGAUGAGGUGUCCUUCCACAUCAGCAUCAAGGCGAACAAGUGUCCGGAGCACGGAAAGGCCAAGGUCAUCAAAAUCAAGCCGCAGGGCUUCACGGAGGAGGUGGAGCUGGUCCUCCGGUUCAUCUGCGAGUGCGAGUGCCACAGCAAGGGCGUGCCCAACAGCGAGCGCUGCAACGGCGGGAACGGCACCUUCGAGUGUGGGGCCUGCAGGUGUAACGAAGGGCGCAUUGGCAGAGAGUGUGAGUGCAGCACUGAGGAUGUCAACAGCGAUGACUUGGAUGCCAACUGUCGUCGUGACAACGGCACGGACAUCUGCAGCAACAACGGCCACUGUAUCUGUGGGGCGUGUGAGUGCAAUAAGAGGGAGAACCCAGAUGAGCGCUACAGUGGGAAGUUCUGCGAGUGUGACGACUUCAACUGUGACCGCUCUGGCAACAAGCUGUGUGGAGGUCAUGGCCGUUGUGAAUGCCGUGUUUGCAUUUGCGACGCAAACUACACGGGCAGUGCCUGCGACUGCUCCCUGGACACCUCCACCUGCCUGGCCUCCAACAAGCAGAUCUGCAACGGGCGGGGCAACUGCGAAUGCGGCACCUGCAAGUGCACCGACCCCAAGUUCCAGGGCCCCACCUGCGAAAUCUGCCCCACCUGCCCCAGCGUCUGCACCCAGCACAAGGAAUGUGUGGAGUGCCGGGCCUUUGGGACGGGUGAGAAGAAAGACAUCUGCGAACAGGAGUGCAGUGACUUCAAGCUGGUCAAGGUUUCGGACCAGGACAAACUGCCCCAGCCCGUGCAGAGCUUCCCCGUGGUGCACUGUAAGGAGCGGGAUGCCAACGACUGCUGGUUCUACUACACCUACGCAGUCAAGAACAACACAGAGAAGGAAGUCCAUGUGGCAGAAAAGAUUGACUGCCCGGCAGGCCCUGACAUCAUCCCCAUUGUGGCGGGCGUGGUGGCUGGCAUCGUGCUGAUCGGCCUUGCGCUGCUGCUCAUCUGGAAGCUGCUCAUGAUCAUCCAUGAUCGCCGGGAGUUCGCUAGGUUCGAAAAGGAGAAGAUGAACGCCAAGUGGGACACGGGCGAGAACCCCAUUUACAAAAGCGCGGUGACGACUGUGGUCAAUCCCAAAUACGAGGGCAAGUGAUGCCCCCAGGGCCCUCUUUACAACACUGUAUGCAAAAUAAUUAAGGGUGCGAUUAUGAGUCACGGUGGGACUGAAUGC
This is a messenger RNA of Conger conger (European conger), 2869 nucleotides long. RefSeq names its product integrin beta-1-like. The transcript has 16 exons. Bases 395 to 2791 code for a protein of 798 amino acids. Gene Ontology annotation, cellular component: integrin complex; cell surface; focal adhesion. NCBI's taxonomy places the organism in Eukaryota, Metazoa, Chordata, Actinopteri, Anguilliformes, Congridae. The record is from RefSeq and is a predicted model, not a curated record. Gene Ontology annotation, molecular function: integrin binding; laminin binding; C-X3-C chemokine binding. Gene Ontology annotation, biological process: cell-matrix adhesion; integrin-mediated signaling pathway; cell adhesion mediated by integrin.